Messenger RNA from Grosmannia clavigera kw1407, 2169 nucleotides. RefSeq names its product c6 zinc finger domain containing protein. The record is from RefSeq and is a predicted model, not a curated record. The transcript is spliced from 5 exons. Gene Ontology annotation, cellular component: nucleus. NCBI's taxonomy places the organism in Eukaryota, Fungi, Ascomycota, Sordariomycetes, Ophiostomatales, Ophiostomataceae. Gene Ontology annotation, molecular function: DNA binding; zinc ion binding; DNA-binding transcription factor activity, RNA polymerase II-specific. Gene Ontology annotation, biological process: regulation of DNA-templated transcription; DNA-templated transcription. The coding region runs from base 1 to 2169 and encodes 722 amino acids.
AUGGAUUCUCAGGAUCAGCCGUCCGAGCAGAGGAAGCGCACGCGCCAGGCCUGUGAACCCUGCAGGCGCAAGAAGGCCAAAUGCACCGGCGAGCGGCCCGGCUGUAGCACGUGUGGUCGAUUGCGACAGCGGUGUUUUUACGCGGCCGACCCGCGUCCAAUGGCGGACAUGAGCGUGACGAGCGAGGUCUCACGGUCAGAAGCCGAGACUUUGAGCACCCGCGUCCUCGCUCUCGAAUCGACGCUCACAGAAGUGCUUGAAAGCCUACGACAGGGCACACACGGCGGCCAGACGCAGGUGCAACCGUCCUCGCAGCCGCCAUCCGAUCGGAGCUCCCAACCACGAGAGACGACAGGCCUGACUGGUUCAUCGCGCCUUGCUGCUGCUGGUGGCGAUCUGCUGCCGCCAUGGCCAACAGUGCUCGCGGCUGCUCGCGACUACCUGCAGUACUGUGACAGCCAACCGAUCCCGCUCUUCGACCCAGAGAGCUUUGUGGAGACGCUGGCGGACCGCGACGAAGAGGUGGUGUACGGCGUGCUGGCGCUUGCCGGGCAUUUUGCGAGCAGCCCGUCAACGGACAAGGAACAACAAGAGCGGGACUGCAGCGCAUAUGCGCAGGCAGCACACCGGCUGGUGAUGGGACGUGUCAGCGAGAGCCGAGUAGAGCUGUCGACGAUACAGACAUUGUGCCUGCUGUCGUUGAUCCGAUUUUACGACGGAGCGAUCGACCAGAGCCGAGUGCACAGCUCGCUGGCGAUGACGCUGGCGCACUGUGCAGGGCUGCACAUCGAGGUCAACCGGCAAGACAGCCAUGCGGCAGCCGAGGAGCGGCGACGCUGCUACUGGGGGGUCGUGCUGCUGCGGCGACUGUUCGGCUGGGCGAUCGAGGGGGCAGAGGACGACGGCAGCGGCAACAGGACGAUUCGCGGCGGACAGCUGCCGCUCUUUCCGACCAGUCCGUCGUCGCCGCUGUCCGAGAGGACGAACGGGGCUGGUUGUCGCCGGUGGACCGAGGCCGAGCGGCUGGAUGGCAUCCUCAGCACAGUGAUCCAGCUGGCCGAGGUGUGGUCGCUGGCGCAGGAUUACGUGCGGACGCGAGGAGCAUCUGGCGAGACGACGACGAGCUCGACAGCACCGCCGCCGUGGUCACCUCAGUCCAAGUAUUCGCGGGCAUUGCGACGGUUGAUGGACCUCGGUCAGGACCUACCGCCGCUGCAUCGCAACCGAUGCGUUCGGCUGGCAGACGUGACGGCCGACGACCUCGCAGACAGGCGGGGACGCGCGUAUUGGGCGCCUUGGUUCCUCAGCCACUUCCUCUACCACACGGCCAUCUGUCUGCUCAACCACCCACUGCUGAUGACGCUGCAGUUCCAGGACGGCCGCGGCUUCUCAGAGGUGUUUCUGCAGCAGACAGCCCAUCUGGCGGCCUACCACAGCUCGUGGCUGCUGCACUUUGUGCACUUCUUUGACACGCGUCGGUUUGCCGUGUCCGAUCCGCUCUUUGGCUAUUGCACGGCCGUGGUGGCCACGAUUGAGCUGCAGCACAGCUUCUCGGACGAUCGAGCGCUGCGGCACAAGGCUCGCGUCAACUACGACCACUGUCUCGCCUUUUUGCGGAGGCUUUCGCGCGACUGGCCUUGCGUGCGCCGUCUGACACAGAAGCUGGACGCGCUGGCCGACCAGAUGGUGCGCCACGACACCAACGACUCGACGCUGACGGUCAACAUCUCCGGCUUCCUCGACAUGCUCGAUCUGGCCAGCUCGUCUCGCGUGCACGGGUCGUCCAUUUUUGGGGCGAGUCUGUCGCUGCACGUGACACACGAAGAAGCGGCGACAUCAGACCCGACGCCCCUCUCGCGCCUGCCAGCCAUCACGACGAUGGACCCAGCCAAGGCCACAGGGCGGGACGAACAGGCAGGAGGCGGUGUCGCGGCUGUCUCGGCGGCCGACACACGGUCUCUGGUGCAGGCGAGCCCACUUCCCCUGGACGGUGGCAGUGGCAGCGGUGGAGACAUGUUCCUCCCUGCGGAUCAGCUUCUCGGUGGCCACCUGCAGGAUGUGAAUGCCUGGUGGAGCGGGACCUGGGGCGAUGCGGCUGGAAGCUGGGCGCCAACCGGCUUUGGCCGGAGUGCCUGGCCCCUGGACGGAAACGAGCCGUACCCACCAUAG